Messenger RNA from Botrytis byssoidea, 840 nucleotides. RefSeq lists its product as uncharacterized. The transcript has 3 exons. NCBI's taxonomy places the organism in Eukaryota, Fungi, Ascomycota, Leotiomycetes, Helotiales, Sclerotiniaceae. The record is from RefSeq and is a predicted model, not a curated record. Gene Ontology annotation, molecular function: ATP-dependent chromatin remodeler activity; ATP binding. Bases 1 to 840 code for a protein of 279 amino acids.
AUGAAUUCAAAAAGCUCUCUGCGGAAGAAAGAGAUCGAAGCUCUCUUACCAGCAAAAGUUUCCAAGUCUUUUGCUCCUCCAUCUGCCUCUGAUAUGGCGGACAGGGCUUCGUUAGAAAGCUUUCUGUACCAUGCAGACUACCAGCCGCAGUCUUAUAUCAGUGAUUGCAAAUCCUUCGGGUUCGAUCCUGAACAUCCUCGCUUCCCUUCCAACAGUCCCACAUUCCAGUUCAAGAGCUGGCAAGUGACCGGCAUGAGAAGAAUGAUGAGGAUACUCGACAACCCUAUUGUGCAGGCUUGCUUGUUAGUAGAUGCCACAGGCUUAGACAAGACUACGAAAAUUCAACGCGGUCUAGCUGUCGCUCGUUGUGAACAAUUGCUGGAAGAUUAUAACGAGAAGAAAGAACUCUACGAAAGAUGGAAUGCAGCGAGAAAUGCAAUUCCUACACAAAACCCUUUUGCAAUUCCGGAUCUCCCAAUCCGUCCUUUGUCACCAAAGCCUAUCUUAUUAGUUGUUCUACCAGAGCUUAUUGAACAAUGGGCUACGGAAAUCAAGAAGUUUUCUGAAGACUUCAAAGUACUUAUAUAUCAUGGAGGUGAACUUACUUCCAAUUUCGGAGUCCAUGAGAAGAUCUCUGCAAAACCAACGAAGGGAAAGUUGACGCGGGAUCAUCCGAUUUUCAACGGAGAUGAAGAGAAUUCUCGUGUUGUUGUCAUCACCUCAGUGGUCACAAUGCUCUCAAGACAUGGACCGACAGCGCUCAAGAACUAUCGGAUGCAUCAUCUGGAAUACAUGCAGCAAGACGCCGACGAUCUAAUCACUGUGAACGAUUCCAACUGA